Messenger RNA from Diceros bicornis minor, 960 nucleotides. Its product is annotated as olfactory receptor 51Q1-like. The record is from RefSeq and is a predicted model, not a curated record. The transcript has a single exon. NCBI's taxonomy places the organism in Eukaryota, Metazoa, Chordata, Mammalia, Perissodactyla, Rhinocerotidae. Gene Ontology annotation, molecular function: G protein-coupled receptor activity; olfactory receptor activity. Gene Ontology annotation, biological process: G protein-coupled receptor signaling pathway. Gene Ontology annotation, cellular component: membrane. The coding region runs from base 13 to 960 and encodes 315 amino acids.
CAUUCAUCAAGCAUGUCUGAAGUAACUAACACCACCCAGGACACUGUCUACUUCAUCCUCACGGGCAUCCCUGGAUUCGAGGCCAGCCACAUCUGGAUCUCCAUCCCCUUCUGCUGUCUCUACACCAUCUCCAUCAUGGGCAAUACCACCAUUCUUGCUGUCAUCCGCACAGAGCCAUCCCUCCAACAGCCCAUGUACCUAGGUCUCUUCAUGCUGGCCCUGGCUGACUUGGGUCUCACCCUCACCACCCUGCCCACAGUCAUGCAGCUCCUCUGGUUCAACAUUCGGAAGAUCAGCUUUGAGGCCUGUUUUGUCCAGUUCUUCUUCCUCCAUGGAUUCUCCUUCAUGGAAUCUUCAGUCCUGCUGGCCAUGUCCUUUGACCGCUACGUGGUCAUCUGCCGCCCCCUCCAUUAUGCCACCACCCUCACCAAUGAAGUCCUUGGCAGAAUUGGGUUAGCCAUCAUUUGCCGCUGUGUUCUGGCUGUUCUUCCCUCCCUUUUCCUACUCAAGCGCUUGCCCUUCUGCCACUCCCACCUUCUCUCUCACUCCUACUGCCUCCACCAGGAUAUGAUUCGCCUGGUCUGUGCUGACAUCCGAGUCAACAGCUGGUAUGGAUUUGCUCUGGUUUUGCUCAUUGUUGUGAUGGACCCUCUGCUCAUUGUGCUGUCCUAUGCAAUGAUUCUGAGAAGUGUCCUGGCAGUAGCUUCCAUGGCUGAGAGACUCCGAGCCUUCAAUAACUGUCUGUCCCACAUUCUGGCUGUUCUGGCUCUCUAUGUUCCCAUGGUUGGGGUAUCUAUGACUCAUCGGUUUGCCAAGCAUGCCUCUCCACUGGUCCAUGUUAUCAUGGCCAAUAUCUACCUGUUGGCACCUCCUGUGAUGAACCCCAUCAUUUACAGUAUAAAGACUAAGCAGAUCCGCCAGGGACUCUUCCAUCUCCUUUUCCAGAGGAAAGUGCACUAA